This is a messenger RNA of Culicoides brevitarsis, 1595 nucleotides long. RefSeq lists its product as uncharacterized. The transcript has 2 exons. Lineage: Eukaryota; Metazoa; Arthropoda; Insecta; Diptera; Ceratopogonidae. Bases 186 to 1220 code for a protein of 344 amino acids. Gene Ontology annotation, cellular component: nucleus. Gene Ontology annotation, biological process: sensory organ development; positive regulation of transcription by RNA polymerase II; axon development. Gene Ontology annotation, molecular function: protein dimerization activity; DNA-binding transcription factor activity, RNA polymerase II-specific; E-box binding. The record is from RefSeq and is a predicted model, not a curated record.
ACAAUUAAAAAAAAUAAUUUUUAAAAAAUAAAUAAAAAUUAAUAAAAUGGAUUAAAAAAUAAUUGUGCAGAAAAAUAAAUAAAAAAAAAACUUCAACAAAAAUAUAAAAGUGAAAUAAUUAAAAAAAAAUCACAAUUUCCUUGGAUUAAAUUAUUAUUACAACAAAUCAACAGAAACCGGAAAAAAUGGCAACAGCAAUGAACAAAUUAUAUGCAAGCUUAAAUGCAUCAGAACUGAAUUCAAGAAUUAUUUUUAAAGGAUCCUCGAUGUCACCGCAGUCCGAUCGCGAUGCGGGGUUUUGUUCGGGGGGCUCCGAAAUUGGCGACGAGCGACUAAGUGACAGCCCCAACAGUCAAAUUGACGUCUCGGAUGACUCGAUUGAAGUGAAAAUCCCUCAAAUUGUCUUGUCGAAGAACAAAAGAAAGAAUUCCGAGCCCGUAAAAGUCGUCGAAACGGAAAUGGGUCCAUUGAAAAAACGAAUUAGGUUUCAGCAGUUCAGCUCGAUGCAAGAAACAAAGCCUUCGUAUUCGAGUCCUGUCAAAGAAAACAUAAAAAUUAUCAAGGAAGAGAAGAAGGAGAAGCCAUCCGUGUUCAGACCAUGGACUGUUGAAGGUCCGGCAGAGCGAAAAUCGACACCUCCGUUGAUUCAAAUCCCCGAAAUUAAUCCGGCGGAUGUUUUUGUGCGACAUCCCGGCGUUACGACACUCCAUCGGGCACCCCUAACGCCUCCCUUCGUCAUCGACGAGCAAAUGGAGCCUCUUGCCCUCGUAGUUGAACGAAAAUCUGACGUUUGUCAAAGCAGCAAAAAAUUACCUCAAGCGAAAUCUCACGUUAAAAAACCCAAAACGACGCGAUCGCUCAACAGUAGUCACGAUGACGACGCAGAAAUCAAAGGAAAAACACCCCCGCAGAGAAAUUACAAGAACAUGACGUUACAACGUCGCAUCGAAGCAAAUGCCCGAGAACGUACGAGAGUUCAUACCAUCUCAGCUGCCUACGAAAAACUCCGAAAAUGCAUCCCAUCGUACUCCAGUUCGCAUAAAUUGUCGAAAUUAGCAGUUUUACGGAUCGCAGGCGCCUAUAUCCAAGCACUGAGUCGCAUGAACGGCGAAGAUUUGAGUCCCGAUGGCAGUCAACCGGAUGUCAAUGAAUGCAUCGAUCGAGUACGGGACAUUCUCGAACGCGAAGGAAAGGUGAAAAAAGAAGAAGAUUCCGACUAAAAAAAAAAUUCAGCUCAAAAAUGUAAAAAAAUUGCUCGAAAGGAACCAACCACCUCGUAGAUGAUACAAAAAAAAACCAACGAAAAAAAUCUCGUUCCGGCCAAAAAUUAAUAAUUAAGAUUAGAAGUCAUAGAAAUAGCAAAAUUAGUACAAAAAAUAAUUAAAAAAAAAAGUUUGACAAUAAAAACAAAAAUUUAGGCCACACAGCACCUGUUACAACAACAACAACACUCACAUGUGCCAUUGAUUAAAAUUUUGUUUGACUUUUUUUUGUUAUUUUGUCUGUAUAUUUAUAAAUAAACAUAAAAUUAUUAUUAUUUUGUAAAAUAAAAAAAAUUAGAUAUUAAAAAAUGUGAUUAAAAAUUUAUAAAAUAA